AUGCUUAAAUUUUUUGAGCCUUACUACAAAGAAUUGAUUUUCUUGCUCUCGUAAUAUUUAAAAUUUGAAUUUACUUAACCAUAGAUAAUAUAAAUCAUCCUCAUAAUUUUAAAUUAGGUUUAACCAAUUGCCUUUAACUUUUAUCAUAUAUAUAACUCAGAAAAAUAAUUUGAACCUACACUAUAAUCACUACUUAUUUUAUCAAGGCCCUAUUUAUUUAUUAUUGAUGAACAAUCAAAAAUUAUAGUUUUCAGUAUCUGUUUUGCUAUUCAAUAGAUAAUAAUAAUUUUUACUAUAUACCUAAUAAUAUAAUCAAAGAAUCAACAAUUUCAUGAAAUAAGAUUAUCAAACAUGAUGCUUUAAUAUAUUUGCAAUUAUUACUAUUUGGUUUCAUCAACCUUUUUUUGUUGGUUAAUAGAAAUAAGUAUGAUGAAUAUAACAAAAUUAUAUGGCAUUAUUUUUGGUAUUAUUAUGAUUAUAGAAGUUGGAUUUAUCAUUAUAUUUUCAGAUAUUGUAUUUUAAAGUGGAUUAAUAUUAAGAGUUUCUACUUAAUUACCAUUAAAUAACAAUUACGUAAAAUUUUUUAUAAAACCAUUCAGAAUAUUUUAAAUUAUUAUAUUUUUUUUCUUAAAUAAUCAGAAAUUGUGCUUACUUUUACAAAAUGUUUUGAUUAUCUCAAUCCAAACUUUACAUAUUUAUUAAAUUUUAGAAUUAAAAAUAUAUGCAAAAGUGAAAUGUGCAUUGAUUUCACUUAUAAUUGCAUCAUUUGGUAUUGUCAUACCGAUUGAAUCUUUAAUAAUCUAAGGUAAAAUAAAUAAUAAUUUAUGGCUAUUAAUAUCUCUCUUAAUUAUAUAUAUGCUAUAGUAUUUUUACAAAAGAUAGCACUUAUCAUUAUAAACUGUAGAUUUAAGAAAAUUAAAGUAUCUUUUCUCUUAUGUAGAGAGUCUAGAUGGAAAUAGGCAAUAGAAUAGAUUAGAAAUGACUCUAAUAGUUUUUGAGCAUUAAUAGAAUUGUAUAAAGAAUGAAUGUAUUUGUAAGAAGGAAAUGAACAUUAAAUAAAAAAUACUAUAACUUAUUGAAAUGAAGCUAGAAUUACUUUUAGAAUAAAGAACAAAAAAAAUCGAACAAAUGACACUUGAUUUAUCUUAGAUAUUAUUUAGAAGAAGAUAAUUUGUUAAGGCCUAAUAAGUUAUUUUUAAAGUUGCUUAUUCUAAAGAUAAUUUUAAAAAUAAAUAUAAUUAAUUUCAAUUUUCUUUGACAACACUAUGUCUUUUAGACUUUUUAAAAUAUUAAAUCGAAAAUGAUGUUCUUAUUUAAAUGAUGGAAAGAAUGAUUCUAACAAAUCCGAAUAAUAAAUUAAUUGCAGAUUCUUUAAAAUAAUUUUCAAUUAAUGAAAGUAGUGAUUAAUAUAUAUAGAUGAAGUUAAAAAAGACAAUCUAAGAUAAAAGCUUAUUUUAUUAUUAUUUUAUUGAACAUUCAAAUAAAUUUCAAGGAGAUAUUAAUUAUCCUAUUAAAAUAAUAAGAUAAUUAUAAUAAUUUAGAAUAGAAUUAACAGAGAGAUAUUAAAAAUUUCCAAGUAUGAAAAUAUAUUUUUAUUUAGCUUCUAGCAAUCAAAAUGUGUUAAAAUUUUAUUUAUUAGAAGUUUUGAAUGAUUAUAUUGAAGCUUUUGAUUUGAAUAAAAAUAAAGCACUUAAUGAUGAAAAAUUUUAGAUUUUUCAUGAUUCUGUUUAUAAUAAAAUGUUUGGUUAGAAUCCAUCAUAUAUAGUAGCAGAAAUUAAUAAAGAUUUUGAUGUUAUAAUCGUAAGGUAAUCUAAAAAAGCUAUGAAGAAAUUUUAAUAAAUUUAUGGAUAAAAAUGGAAAAAUUCAUUGGAAAUUUAUGUUCAUGAUUUUAUACCUGAGUAUGUAUAAAAAUAGCAUAGAACUCUGAUUGAAUAAUUUUUUGAUGAAGGAACGAAUAAAUAUUAUUAGUAAUAGAAUCUUUCAUUUUUAAAAUUAUGUGAUAAAAUAAUGCUACCAAUAGAAAUGAUGGUAGGACUAAAUUAAAGUAGUUCUUAAACAUUUUCUUUCCUUAUAUUUUUUUAUGAAUAAAUGGAUUAUAGAUCUUAUUUAGUUGUAAGUUAAUCCUUUGAUAUAAUUAAUUGUAGUGAAAAUAUCAGUCUUUAAAUUUUAGGAAAUAGUUAAUAUUCAAAUAGUUUGAUUUCAACAAAAAGCUUAGGAUCUAUAUUUAAUAUCAUUAGUGAAUUUGAUUCAAUGAUUCAAUCAAAUGAAAAGAAUUUCUUUAAUUAUAGUAUAAAGCUUCUAAGUUAAAAUGGUAAAUAAGCUGGUCAAAGAUACUUAGACUAUUUAUGUAAUAUAAUUAUAGAGAAAAAGUUUAAAAAUGAAAAUAUGUGUUAUAUGAUUACUUUAGAUAAUAUUAGAGCCUAAAAUAAUAGAUAUUAAAUUGAUUCUAGAUUAGAAACUAGCAUAUUCUAGAGAUAAUAAACUAAUGAGUAAUUCAUUACUUAAAAAUUAGAAAAAAUGAGAGAAGAUAUUGAUGAGGAUGUUGAAAAAGCCUUUCCUUAUUAAGAAAUAUUUGAUAUAUCUUUAAUAAAGAAAGCAAAUCCUCUAAAUUAAAGUGAAACACAACAUGUAGAAUCCAAACUUUAUAUGACUGAUUUAUUAAUUGAUUAAGAACAAACUAAUCCAAUUUAGUAAUAAUUUAAAGCCCAAUAAAAAUUAUUUAGUCCUAAAGAAUCAAUGCAUGAAGAAUUUUUAAAUAAAAAAAAUUUUACUUUUUAAAAUGAAAUUAGGGAUUUUGUUUCUGGAUCUUCAAUUACAAUGAUUAAAAAAUCAAAAUUUUACAAAAAAUUUGAAAUAAUUUAAUCAUUAUGUAAGUCAUUAAAAAGUAGUUCAAAAUUAAUCAAAGCUAAUAUCAACUUUAUUCUUUUUAUUAUUCUAAUUUAAAUUUAUGUAAUAAUUGUAAGUAUAUAUUAUUAAAUUAGAACUUAAGUUUAAUAUCAAAUAUACGUGGUUUUAUAUCAGAUAUAAAAUUGCUUUCUGUUAGAUAUGAUGUAACUGGUCCUUUGGAAUCAUUUUCAGUAUCAAGAUUUACUUAAAUUAACUAUAGAGAAAUGCUUGGAAGAAAAGCAAUUAAUUCUACAUAUGCAGCAUAAUUAUAAAUAUUUCCAAGACAUUAUUUAAUGAAGUCUUUUGAUAAAAUGAAAAAAAGUAUGGGAGAUGUACUUUUAAGAAGUGAAAUUGAUAAGAUAUCAAAUAUCACUAAUAUACCCAUCAUGUUAUAUGUGAAAACUAACAAUAUUGGAGAAUAAUAUAAUGUAAGUAAAAGAUCAGUUAUAAUUAUUACUUUAAAUUAUCAAUAUGAUUUUAAAUUACAUUUAGAUGGAAUAGGAGGUGGUUUUGACGAUCCUUAUUUUUAUUUUACUUAUAAGGAUUAUUAAAUUGUAAAGUCUAUGUUUGAUCAUUUAAAUAAGGUCAUUUUAGAUAUAACACUUGAAAGAUCAUACUAAGAGAAAUAAAAAUGGAUGUUUGCAUAUUUUCCAUUUUUAGGUUUGAUUUUUUUGAUAACUUUAUUAAUUAUUAUACAAUUAAUUAGACAUAAUAAUGAAAAAAAUGCGAUAAUGAAAUAUAUAUCUUCAAUAGAUUUAAAUAUUUUAGAGUCGGAAAAACUAAGAUUAUCCUAUCUAUAAUAAAUAGUAUAUUAAGAUAUGGAUGUAGUAAAAACAUUUUAAAUUGAUAUUGAUUCAACUGAUAAUUAAUUAGAAAAAUCAAAAAUGAAAUAAAAAUCAUUUUUUUCAAAAAAAUCAAAUACAAAACUUAUUCAUAAUAAACCUAUUUUAGGGCUUACUCUUAGCAUAUCCCACUUUUUAUUAUUUGCAAUAUUUAGCAUUUAUUUAUUUUUGACUUUCAGAAUGUAUUUUAUCAAGUAUGAAAAAACAGCAGUGUUUUAUUAAUAAUUAUCUGAUCUAGGGGUUGAUAUACCUGCCGUUUAUGCUUAAAAAGAAAUAUUAUUUAGAGCCUCACUUAGAUAUCCUUUUUUGAAUUCAACUGAUAUUAAUUAAACAUAUGCUGUUAUUUUCAAGGCUUUAGAAUCAAUCAGAUUAUACUAAUAAUAAAAUCUAAAUUUAAGUAGCAGUAAUUACUUAUUUGAUGAAUAUCUAAUUGAUUUUUUCUCUAAUAUUAAUACUGGAAAUCUAUGUGAGUUGUAAAGUGAUGAAUUAAAAUAAUAAACAUAAUCAUUUUGUCCUUUAGUAAUGUAAGGUAAUUUAGUGUAAGGAUUUUAAUAAUCAUUAAUUUAUAUAUUGAAUUCUGUUAAUGUUCAAUAAUCAGAUACAAAAAAUUUUACUGUUUAACCAACUUCAACAUUAUUCGAAUUAGAAGGAUCAACAAUUUUAACAGAUGUAAUUGAGAUAAUGAAAGAAUAAUUUUAUAAUAAUUUAGUAGAGUCAGCAUAAAAUUUAAUCUUAGAUUAAUAAGUAAUUUUUAAAUUAUUUAUUUUUUUUAGUUAUUAUGUAUUUUCUAUUUAAUUUUUGAGAUCAUUUUGGGUAUUUUCUAUUUUACUAAAAUUGAUAAAUACAAUUAUUAACAAUUUUUAUAUUUGAAAUAGAGUGUUUAUUUAUUUCCUCGUCACACAUUAAUUUUUGAUGAUUCCUUUUAUAGAAACUUUAGAAGUAUAGUUAACGAAGAAAAUUUAUUAGACUGA
Molecule: messenger RNA, 4699 nt
Organism: Paramecium sonneborni
Lineage: Eukaryota; Ciliophora; Oligohymenophorea; Peniculida; Parameciidae
Source: the annotation of a GenBank genome assembly